GGAGGAGUCAGACGAAGGAAAGGGCAGCUGGAGUUGCACACUCCACAUAAAGUAGCCACAACGCUCGAAACCACACUCUUUGUUGGCAUAAAGCUUUAGGAAUCUCUCUCUCUCUCUCUCUCUCUCUCUCUCUCUCUCACUGUGUGCGUGCGCGCGCUUGCUUUGGUUUUUAAUGUUCUGGCAGGCAUGUAGAGAAAGUUGCAAACGUUAGUGCGUCCCGGAGAAGAAAAGGGGGAGAGGACCAAGACAAGAAAAGUCGGUUAACUCCUGUCCAGUUCAGGCGGAAAGCUUCGAGAGCAGCAAAUUUCCGACAAGCAAGAAAAAAGUGAAGCGGAAAGUUCGGAAAAGUUAAAACAUUUUCGACAGGGGAAAAACCGCAUUCGGAACCUUGCAGGUGUCUCAGCUUAGAUGUGGCACUAAGGAAUGUGCAGUCACCAUGGAAACACAGUCCCAGGCCAGUUCCACAGCAGAGAAGAAAAAGAGGGCAGAGACCAUCGUGGCAACCAAGAGAUCCUCCUUGACCCGAACUGAGAUCAGCGAGAAGGCUGUGGCUUCCAGCACUACAUCCAACGAAGAUGAGAACACUAGUUCUCCCUACCACCGGGAGAGGUGCAAUGUGAUUAGUGGACAGCUACCAGUGCCAGGCCAGGGCUCGGUGGCUGCUAAGCUGAGUGAUGAGCCGUCCACCUCCACAGAAGAGCGACCCUUGCUGGUGAAGAAGGAGCUGCAGACCUCCCUGCCCUACCUCCCUGAACACACACUCCCUUACCGGGGCACACUGUUUGCAAUGGACCCCCGAAAUAGUUACCUGGACCCUCACUAUACUCCGGCUCAUUUCUUCCCUGGAUUCCACCCUCCUGUGCCAGUUGACGACAGACACACACAGGGACGUUACAUCUACGAGCCCUCUCCAGUGCCACCGCUCCAUGUGCCUCCUGUAUUGGCAGGCAGCCCUGCAUUUUCUGAUAUCUCUGUCAUCAGAAUCCCACCCCACCGGAAUUCUUCAGGCAUAGGAGUGGAUUCGACCUUUAGCCCCCCACACCCAUACAUCAACCCAUACAUGGACUACAUCCGCUCCAUUCAUAGCAGCCCCUCUCUUUCUAUGAUCUCUGCAGCUAGGGGACUCAGCCCUGCAGAUGCCCCACACACUGGUUUGACCACAGCAGAAUACUACCAUCAAAUGGCACUGCUUGCAGGUCACCGUAGCCCCUAUGCUGACAUCAUUCCCUCUACCAUGUCUACUACUGGAUCAGGGACCAAUGCUUUGCACAUGGAAUACCUCCAGGCUCUGGAAGCAAGUUCUCGCUUUCCCAGUCCGAGACUCCUUGCUCGUCAGGGCAGGAAGCGCCCCCUUCCUGGCUCACCACACUCAGACUCAAGUUUUGAUUUUCAAGCCAUGAUCCGGAAAUCACCAAAUUCCCUGGUGAGCAUCCUGAACAGCACGCGGCCCAGCUCAUCGACCAGUGGAUCCUACGGCCAUCUGUCUGCUGGUACUAUCAGUCCUGCACUGAAUUUUGCCUACCCUCCCACCCCAGUGGCACUGCAAAUGCAUCAGCAGCUAAUUGGCCGGCCUCCAGGCAUUGUGGCUUCUGCUUUCGGGCAUAGUCCCCCUCUCAUCCACCCUGGCCCUGCCUUCACUACUCAGAGACCCAUAGCAGGCAUCACCCCCUCAGGACCUGGGCCCACAGAGCGCUUCACUAGCUCCACUGACAUUCAAAGUAAACCUACCAGUGAGUCAGCAGUGACCAGCACAGGAGACCCCAUGCACCACAAACGCUCCAAACUCAAGCCUGAUGAUGAGCCUCCCAGCCCUGGAGCAGUUAGUGUGCAGGAUCAUCCGGAUGGAAUGACCCUUGUGAAAGAGGAAGAAGAUAAGGAAGAUGGGAAACAAGAGCCAGAGGUGGUGUAUGAGACCAACUGCCACUGGGAAAAUUGCUGCAGAGAGUUUGACACCCAGGAACAGCUUGUACAUCAUAUAAAUAAUGACCAUAUCCAUGGGGAGAAGAAGGAGUUUGUAUGUCGAUGGGAGGAGUGCUCUCGAGAACAGAAGCCCUUCAAGGCCCAGUACAUGCUGGUGGUACAUAUGCGCAGGCAUACAGGCGAGAAACCACACAAGUGCACGUUUGAGGGCUGUUCCAAGGCCUAUUCUAGAUUGGAGAACUUGAAGACACACUUGCGCUCUCACACAGGAGAGAAACCCUAUGUGUGUGAACAUGAGGGCUGCAACAAGGCCUUCUCGAAUGCAUCAGACCGUGCCAAACAUCAGAAUCGAACUCACUCCAAUGAGAAACCCUAUGUAUGCAAGAUACCAGGCUGCACCAAACGCUACACUGAUCCGAGCUCUCUGCGCAAACAUGUAAAAACCGUUCAUGGUCCUGAAGCCCAUGUCACUAAGAAACAGCGUGGAGAUGUUUUCCCCCGACCCCCGGCCCAUCCCCGUGAACCUGGAGCCAAUGGACAGGGCAGGUCGUCAAAAUUGCAAUGCCCCUUUGAAGCAUUUCCAGACCAAAGGGAGUAUAACCAUGCUACCUCAAAGCAAGAUGAAUGUCUGCAAGUCAAGUCAAUCAAGACAGAGAAGCCGAUGACGUCUCAGCCAAGCCCUGGCAGUCAGUCUUCAUGCAGCAGUGGCCAGUCCCCCACCAGCUCCCAUCUCAGCCGUGGAGUCCAGCUUGCUGUGAACACUAUUGGCCUUGUCGGGGAGGAGGUGGUGGAGGACCAGGAGUUUGAAGUGGAGGAUGAAGAGAAGGACACUGAGGUAGUAGAGGAGGAGUCUCCCAUAAUGGUCUCUACUGUAUCCACUGCUACAGCCACGGCAGCUACUGUAGCCCUACAGCCCUGCAGGAGUCUUGGGCAGCCCUUGCGCUGGAUGGAACAGGUUAAGAUGGAAAGGCUUAGGCAGGUGAAUGGAGGGACAUCAAGGCUGGGACAUCUGUCACCCACAGCACCCUCUAAAGGCCACAGUCUGCCCUCCCUGACAAUGAAAGGCUUGUGUACAGUCAGGAGUACUUGUGGGGGUGCACCAGUGCCUCAGCCUCCUUUGCAUCCCGAGCCAUCCAGCACAGAGCUGACAAUGCUGAGCCUCCUACGGGAUCGCCGUGACAGCAGUGGCAGUGCCACCAGCUCAGCCUACCUAAGUAGCAGCCGUCGUUCAUCUGGCAUCUCUCCCUGCUUCUCAAGCCGCCGCUCCAGCCAAGCCUCACGGUCUGAGCACAGCCAGCAAAGACAGCUACACAACCUCAGUGCUACUGACUCCUAUGACCCCAUUUCCACUGAUGCCUCUCGUCGCUCCAGUGAUGCUAGCCAAUGUGGUGGAGGUGGUGGUUCUGGUGGGGUAGUGCUUGGAAGAAGCUGGGGUAGUCGAAGUGGAGGUGUGGGAGGAGGUGGGAUGGGAUCAAGAGGUGUGUUGAACCUAACACCAGCACAGCAUUAUCAUCUCAAAGCCACAUAUGCAGCUGCAACAGGUGGGCCCCCUCCAACACCUUUGCCUAAACUGGAACAAGUGAGCUAUAAAAUUCAAAUGACUAUGGCCAGGGAUGUGAAAGGCACAAACCAGCUCCCAUUGCCAUCACUAUUCAGACCUCGUUGCAGUAGUGAUGGUAGUUCUCAUGGACAAAGCAGUCACAUUAGGUACAGAUGGAGGAGAUUGUAUCCAGGGGAAGGCCCAGGCAAUAGUAACAGAAGAGCAAGUGACCCUCUAAUGCCAAGAGACCAAAAUAACACUGGAAAUCCCCAGAUACAGCGUUUUGGCAGCCAAAAUAACAUGGACCAAUUACCCCCUCUGGUUGGUAAUAAUGUCUCAAGUGGUGUUGGUAAAAGUACAAACCACCAAAAUGACACCAACUUAGUGGACAUUAUCCAGAGUGGCCAGCUCUCCCCUUUCCCUCCUAGCAUCAUGGAACAAUCAGCACUUGAAGCUUUAGCCAUUGAGCAUGAUGGGGCGCUCUUAUUUAAGGAUGAUGGUUGUCUUCUUGGGGACCAUAAAGCUCCCUGCAGCCAGCAAAAUGGCAUAAAUUCCCAAUUUCACAGAAAUGAUUUUACCCAGAAUAGUAAGGAGGUGCAGAAAGUCCAGAAUCCUUCACAGGACCAUGGGGCACAAGAAGCACAAAAUCCUAGGAAAGAUAGCCUGCCAAUCCAAUGGAAUGAGGUAAGCUCAGGAAGUACGGAUUUUUCGUCUCCUUGGGAGCCAUGGAGGUGUGAGCAGUGGCCAAACCAUAUUAAUACAGUAGGCCUUCCAUUUGGUCACUUUGAAAAUAUGAUUGUACAACAGCAGCUCCCUUCAUACUUUACAGACCAGCGACAUCCUAAUCAGAGGGGUAGUGUUCAACAAAUAACUGAACUGACCGAUGGACACAUUUACCCAAAUCAGCACAGGCAAGGAUCAAAUCCAAGCCAACAUCGAUCUUGCAGAAUGAGCCAGGGUGUGUCAGUGGAGACUACACAACGGAACUGUAAUGGCACAAGCUCAAGCACAUAUAACUUUGGUCAGCAAAACUGUCAGAAUGCGCUGGGCCUCAUCCAACCAAGUAGUGUUCAUCAAGCCACUCAGCCACAAACUCAGCCACAAACACAACAGCUUCAACAGAGCCAUGAAAUUCCAUGUCAAACAAGUGGAAACUUACUCCAGCAAGGAACAGUAAAGCCCAGUACAUCCCACAUCUCUGUACUCUCUCUUCAGCCAGCUAGCCAGCAUGUGGACCAAGACCCCUCUCAACCACAACAAUAUUCCACCCAACAGAUAAUCGGCAGUCAUAAUGCACAGUCCUACAAAAGUUUUACAAAAGGAAAUAUCAGUAACCGCUCACUUGCUAAUCAUGUUUCAGGACUAAAACUAGAAAUAGAAGAUCAGCUUCAACCAAACUCAUGCUCUUCAAUGCAGCAACAGCAGAUCUUUGAGCAGUGGUUUGACCCAGCUAAGUCUUCAAUCUUCAGAGCUCAACACUGCCAAAUGGAAUCAUUUAAAAUUGAGACUGGGAUAUCAUGUGAAUCCUUGGAGGAUGUUCUGUCACCUGGGGCAGAUCAGGUGACCAGCACAGUAGAGAGCAGCCCAGAUGGCAGUGUUCGGGAUGUCGGCAUACAUUUUUUCUCCAUCCUGGACGAUAGCCUUGACCAGGGCAGUUUGGUUUCUGAUGUCAUCAGUCCUAGUGUUGUGCAUGAUUUAUCACAGACUUCCUCUUGUCUUACAACUCCAAACCUCUCAGCUGUACUUCAUAGCUUGCCUCUUGGUACAACCAACAUGGCCAUUGGAGACAUGAGCUCAUUUCUGACUACCCUUGCAGAAGAGAGCAAGUUUCUUGCCAUUAUGCAGUAGGUUUUAUAAUCCUCCAAUUGAUGAGAAUGGGGAAAACAAAUAAUUUACUGAAGUAAUUUUUAAAAUAUGGAUUAGGAGGAGAAAAUCUUUGAUUUAUAUUUGUUAGUGUAAUUUGUUAGGGGGAGUUAAAACAAGCAUAGAUCUGCUAUCUUUAUAUGUCUUAGCCUCCUAAAGAUGGGGAUUGGAGAAACCAUAUAAAUAUAGUGUAAGUAUAUAAAUAUAUAAAAUCAUUCCAUUUGUGGAAUAAUUGAAUAUACAAAAUCCAGUUUCAUAUUUCUUUAAGGUGACAACAGCAUCUCACCUCUUUAAACAGUAUUCAAUUCAAUUAAAUUGUGUGUGUAUAGUGCUUUAAACAAUGGACAGUGUCACAAAGCAGCUUUACAAGAAAUAUAUAAAUUAAUUCUGGAUAUAAAUUUUACAUUUAUAAAAUUAUCCCACAGUAUUCUGUGUAUUAUUGCUGUUUUGCAUUUUGUUAUAAAAUGUUCAUAGACAUGCAUGUUCAUUGCCUUUUUAUGCAAGUAGAAUAUAUCUCAAUUACUAAAGAAAGACUUGUCAUGAGGUAAAGACAGGUUAAAUGUUCCAUUUAAAAGGUCCUAGUGUUGCAAUUACCUAUAUUAACAUUUUAAUUAUGUUGUAUGUCUUGCAUUGGUAGUAUUGACAUUAUUUUCCUGGCCUUGUAUUAUGCUUGACAUAUUUUUCAAACAUGGCAUAGACUACAUAUAUGAGGGACCAUUGUAUUAGACAAUUGUGGACCAGAGCCUCAUAUGAAUAAAUAUACUACUUCAUUUACCAUGAUUGCAUACAUGUAUAAAGACUUUUCCCAAUUUUAUUUUAUUUUAUUUUUUACACCUUGAAUAUUGUGGUCUAAUUACUGGUGCUUACAACAAACUGAGUGCAUUAUGAAAAAGAACAACUAAGAUGUUGAAAUUUGCCCACAUGUUUUUUUCCCAAAGAGGAUAAAUUUUAAUAUGAUGGAUAAAAUAUGCCAAUAAAGUAUUAUUAUUAUUAUUAUUAUUAUUAUUAUUAUCAUUAUAAUUACUAUUAUUAUUAUCGUUAGUAGUAGUAGUAGUAGUAGUAGUAGUAGUAGUAGUAAAAGUAUUAACCCAUUUCUGGUUUUAUCAAAUAUCUCAAAGUAAUAAUGUCCUUUCUUUUAAAAUGCAAGUUGUGUAUUACUUCACAACCAUGGUCACCAAGGUUUUCAUAUUACAAAUAAAUUUUAAGUGCAUCUGUUCUGAUUUGCCUGUGAAGGAAUUUGAUACAAUGUGGAGGUAAUCUGGCAAUUUUCUUUGCAAAAAAGAUAUGUGUAUAUGCGUAUGUACAGUUUUAUAAGUCAUUCUGUAGGAAAUAGGUACCGUUUGUGUUCUGUUAUUGUUUUAAAAGUUUUAUGAUACAUUUCCUGAGGAAAUUACAGGGGUGGGUGGGGGUUGGGGGGGGUGAUGAUUAGUGCCUAGGAACACUGCCAGUCUUUUAUAAGGCAUUAUUACAAAACAGGUGUACAAACAGGUGGUCAAAAUUCAGCAAGAAACCUACAACUUCACGUACAACUCAGUAAUCACAAAUGAUUCUGGUACAGGUGAGGUGUUGGCUGUAAAUCUAACAUCUAAAAAAAAAAAAGCACAAAUGUUUGAAAAUAUUUUAACACAUUUCUUGUCUUUUUAUGCUUGUAAAUACAUUAUCCACCUGUAUAAUGUAGACUAAAUAGGAGAGUUUAGAUGACAAAGUUAGCCAAGAUGAUCAUACGGACUAAGCAGGAAUCCCCUACCUGCGAAAAAAUCCAAGCAAAGGGGAAUUAGGGUGUAUGAAGUCAUGGUGCAUAGCACUACCAUAUGGAAUUCAAAAUCUGAAUAAUUUGUUUGUAACAAACCACAACAAAUGUUUGUAAGACAUUAAUAAAAAUGAAAUAAUGUGCAUGGCA
Molecule: messenger RNA, 7223 nt
Organism: Ictalurus punctatus (channel catfish)
Lineage: Eukaryota; Metazoa; Chordata; Actinopteri; Siluriformes; Ictaluridae
Gene: gli3
Product: GLI family zinc finger 3
Exons: 15
Coding region: 437-5308 (1623 amino acids)
Biological process (GO): smoothened signaling pathway; regulation of transcription by RNA polymerase II
Cellular component (GO): nucleus
Molecular function (GO): DNA-binding transcription factor activity, RNA polymerase II-specific; RNA polymerase II cis-regulatory region sequence-specific DNA binding
Source: RefSeq, a predicted model, not a curated record